UUCUCGUCGCCAUCGACCCACAACUCUGUGCAGCAAUUCUGGCACGGGGUACAACAUGUCUCGUCUGCACAGCACCGCAGCCAGCAGCCUCGCUCAAGACAUCACAUUGUUUAAUCUCUGGUGCGAGCUCGUGGGGGUAAUGACACACAUUAAGCUCGACUACCCAGUUCAAGCUGCAGUCCUAGUAGAUCCAGGAGGUCCGCUUCCUCCUCUAUUGCCCUCAGCAGAAUCUUCUGUCUUUCCCCUUCGGGACAUACCUGAGGACAACAAUGCCACAACUCCUUCUCUCCCGGGCGGACCACGCCGCUCGUCAUCAGUACUUCCUUGUCCCGAAUCAUUACCGACGAUUACGGUGGAAAAAUUAUGGCCUUUGAAAGGAACGGUGACGAAAAGGUACAGCGAGCUAUGCCAGGGCCAUCUUCCUAUCCAGUUGAAAGAGGAAUCGAUACCCCGCAGGGGCAAAGAAUACGGGCCCUAUCCGACCGCCCUCCGUGAGCAGACUCGGGUAUUACCCGACAGCUCGUUCUCCAAGGACGAUCCUCACUACGUUCUCUCGAGAUUGCCGCUGCUUGAGCGUAUCUUUGGAGAAAUCCUGGAGACACCUACAUCUGUUGCUGCUGAGAGCGGAAUGAUCGACGAAUCGAUGGUUCGAAGACCAUGGGACCAACUCGUGCAUCUCGUAGUAAUGAGAGCAACGUCAACAAACAAGUCGUGUACCCAAGCUUUGCAUGAAGUGGCGAUUGAAGCAUGUUGUCCAUACAAAGAAGAUGUAAAUCCAUCCCUGGUGGACACGUCAGGUGUCGACCGUGGAAGUGUCACUAGUGCAACACCUGAUGCCAUGCUUGUUUACAAAGCAUCCCGCCCAGUGGACGACCGAGUAGAUUUGGCUGCCUAUGCGAAAUACAGAGCUGAACUCUCAUUUUGUCAUCACACACAUGUGCAAGACCUUGCAUUGCGUAUCAUUCUCCUCGCCUUCGAGUGGAAACUGAGAGCUCCCGAAGUCAAUGCUCGACAAGCGGUCAUUUCGAUUGCGACGAUGCAGCGGCAUCUGGAAGCUUUGGGCAUCACAGGCCAGAUCUCUUAUGCCCUCGCAGGGGACGUGGCGAGGCUCUGGGUCUUGGGGGGUACACAAGAUGCACAUGGAAUAAUACACAUCUUCAUAUGUGAUGUGUUGGAUAUGCGACUGGCAGAGCACUACUGGAAACACAACUUUUUCCUCGUCAACAUGGAGAGUUGGGGUCGUACGGAGCUCGAAAAGAUGCUGGCCCCGAAUUUGUCCAAGGAUGGCCACGGAACUGGAGAGCAGGGUGUCUUUCGACUUCCGCAGAAGAAAUGGCGGUUUGACGAGUGGCAUUCCCGUCGCAUUUGGACUCAUUCCGCCAUUCAACCACUUCCCAAAAAACGGAAAAGACAUCAUGAAGGGGAUAGAGAUGGUGAAUCCAAUGACGACCAUCAGAGACCGUCGGCUUGGGGAAGAAAGCUUAGGGCACGAAGUAUGCCAUUCAGAACCGUUCGCGCUAAUGGCAAUCCACAACACCGCCAGGCGAUCAACGCAACAGAUGGAUUCUCGUCACGUAGUGAUGAGAUGACGGCCAAUACAGUAUUCAACAACAAUAAUG
Molecule: messenger RNA, 1619 nt
Organism: Dacryopinax primogenitus
Lineage: Eukaryota; Fungi; Basidiomycota; Dacrymycetes; Dacrymycetales; Dacrymycetaceae
Exons: 4
Source: RefSeq, a predicted model, not a curated record